AUGGGCGAAGCUUCUGACAGAUUUUGCUAUGUUUACAGUUGUGAUUUGGAUGUCAAUAUUGAAAUCAAGAUUGGAACUCUUGAAGGUCAGAGAGACAGACCAAACUAUAAAGAAUUGUUAGAAGAUCCCAUGUUGAAAUUCUCAGGAGCUUAUCAAGAUUCUUGUUCUGAUUUAUUUGUUACUUGUCAGAUUUAUGCUGAUGGGAGACCACUCUCACUACCAGUAUCAACUUCAUACAAAGCUUUUAGUACACGAUGGAAUUGGAAUGAAUGGGUUAGACUUCCAGUCAAAUACAGUGAUUUACCAAGAACUGCUGUCCUGGCUCUUACAAUAUGGGAUAUUUAUGGUACCAACAAAUAUAUUCCUGUUGGUGGAACAACCAUGAAUCUGUUUGGUAAAAGAGGGACCUUUGCUCAAGGCAUGCAUGAUUUACGAGUUUGGCCAAAAGUUAAAGCUGAUCCUUCAAGAGUAACAACUACACCUGGUAAAGUUAAAGAUCCUGCUGACCAAAUGAGUCGUCUAGCUAAGCUAAGUAAGAAACAUCGAGAUGGUCACAUGGUUAAGGUUGAUUGGUUAGAUAGGCUAACGUUCCGUGAGAUUGAGAUGAUCAAUGAGAAACAGAAGAGAGACAGUAAUUUUAUGUAUUUGAUGAUUGAAUUUCAACACAUUCAUUACGAAGGAACAGAGUUUACAGUUAUAUACUUUGAAAAGGAUGGUGAUAAACCAUUUGAAUUUAGAACACAAGCUGAUAUAGUAACAGUACCAGAUCCUGAAAUAUUACUAGAGAAUUUGGUAGAAAGUAAACAUCACAAGUUAGCUCGUAGUUUACGAAGUGGGCCAACAGAUAGAGAUAUGAAACCGGAUGCUAAAACUAGAGAUCAUCUUAAUAAUAUAGUGGCGUAUCCACCAACUAAACAGUUAACUUCAGAAGAAGAGGAUUUGGUGUGGAAAUUUAGAUUUUAUCUUUCAACACAAAAUAAGGCUUUAACUAAAUUUUUAAAAUGUGUCAACUGGAGUUUACAACAAGAGGCGAAACAAGCUUUAGAAUUAUUAAAUAGAUGGUCACCUAUGGAUGUUGAUGAUGCUUUAGAAUUACUAGGACCAGCUUUCACUCAUCCUGCUGUGAGAAAAUAUGCAGUCAUGAGACUGAGACAAGCUGAUGAUGAGGAUUUGUUACUGUACCUAUUACAAUUAGUUCAAGCAUUGAAAUAUGAAAAUUUUGAUGAAAUUAAACAAGGUUAUGAUUCGGUAUCAAUGGAAACCUCACCAGGUCCACCUUCACCAGAAACACCAGCUACACCAGAACGAGACAGGACAUCAUCCCAAGAUUCUAUAUUAGAGGCUUUAAGUAGUGAAAUAGAUCGCGAUGGUACACCAGAAAAAACACUGGAGGAUGAGGUCUCAACAUUUCUAAUAUCCAGAUCUUGUAAUAAUUUUGUGGUUGCUAAUUAUUUUUAUUGGUAUUUAAAAGUAGAAUGUGAAGAUCAGACUACUGCAGCUAAAGAAGAUGUGAAGAUAAAAGAUAUGUACUUAACAGUAUUAAAAAGAUUCAGUCAAGCUUUAUCUAAGCGCAACUCUGAUUCAAAAGCUAAAAGAUCAAUGUUAGCUAGUCAACAGUUAUUUAUAGAUAAACUAGUAAAACUAGUGAAAAUAGUCACUAGAGAAAGUGGUAACAGAAAGAAAAAAAUUGAAAGAUUACAAGCUUUAUUACAAGAUGUAGAUGUAUGUAGAAUUAAUUUUGCUGAAUUUGAUGUUUUACCCUUACCUCUAGAUCCUAAUGUUAAAGUAACUGGUAUCAUUCCUGAAUCAGCCACGUUAUUUAAGAGUGCAUUGAUGCCAUGUAGAUUAACAUUCCGUACCACUGAGGGAACUGAUUUUGUUACUAUAUUUAAACAUGGAGAUGAUUUAAGACAAGAUCAAUUAGUCUUACAGAGUAUACAGUUAAUGGAUAAGCUAUUACGAAAAGAAAAUUUAGAUUUGAAAAUGUCACCAUAUAAAGUAUUAGCAACUAGCAGUAAUCAUGGUUUUGUACAAUUUGUGGAGUCCUCAGCUGUAGCAGAAGUCCUGUAUAAAGAUGGCAGUAUCCAGAACUUCUUCAGAAAACAUAAUCCAAGUGAGAAUGGUCCCUAUGGUAUAGCACAUGAAGUUAUGGAUAAUUAUGUUAAAAGCUGUGCUGGAUAUUGUGUAGUAACAUAUGUAUUAGGUGUUGGUGACAGACAUUUAGAUAAUCUUCUAUUAUCCACUAGUGGAAAAUUAUUCCAUAUAGAUUUUGGAUACAUAUUAGGUCGUGACCCUAAACCAUUGCCUCCACCAAUGAAACUUAGUAAAGAAAUGGUAGAAGGAAUGGGUGGACCAAAUUCAAAAGAUUUUCAUGAUUUUAAGAAACAUUGUUAUACAGCUUUCCUUGCUCUAAGAAGAUCAGCAAAUUUAAUAAUGAAUUUAUUUUCUCUGAUGGUAAAUGCCAAUAUUCCUGAUAUUGCGUUAGAGCCUGAUAAGACAGUUAAAAAGGUUCAAGAAAAGUUUGUAUUACAUUAUACAGAUGAAGAGGCUGUACAAUAUAUACAAAGUUUAAUAGAUGUCAGUACAUCUGCUAUGAUGCCAGCACUUGUGGAACAAUUACACAAAAUGGCACAGUACUGGAGGAAAUAAUAUAAGAUGACUUUAAAAUGAUCAACAUUCCUUCCCAAUAUUUGUACUUCCAUAAUUUGUUUAAAACUUUCAUCUAGAUUUAAGAUUGAUUAUAUUGUAGUUUAUAUUUUCAUCUAUUUCAAAGAGCUCAUUUUGUUGCUGAAAGAAAUCUAAAAUGACAGCUGAAUAAGUAAUUGCAGUCUAACAAGUAUCAAUAAGUGCAGUCUAUCAAGUAUCAAUAAGUGCAGUCUAUCAAGUAUCAAUAUGUGCAGUCUAACCAGUAUCAAUAAGUGCAGUCUAUCAAGUAUCAAUAUGUGCAGUCUAUCAAGUAUCAUUAUGUACAGUCCGACAAGUUUCAAUAUGUGCAGUCUGACAAGUAUCAUUAUGUGAAGUCUGACAAGUAUCAAUAUGUGCAGUCCAACAAGUAUCGAUAUGUGCAGUCCACAAUUUAAGUAUCAAUAUGGGCAGUCCGACAAGUAUCAAUAUGUGCAAUAUGAAAUCAUAAUAUAUUUAUAUUGAAGAUUAUUAGAUUGUAUAUUAAUGUUAUUUGUUACAUUAAUGAAUAAAUGAAUAAAUGGAUUGAUUAUCA
Messenger RNA from Lottia gigantea (owl limpet), 3217 nucleotides. RefSeq lists its product as hypothetical. Gene Ontology annotation, biological process: phosphatidylinositol-3-phosphate biosynthetic process; phosphatidylinositol-mediated signaling; autophagy of peroxisome. Gene Ontology annotation, cellular component: cytoplasm; endosome; membrane. Lineage: Eukaryota; Metazoa; Mollusca; Gastropoda; Lottiidae. The transcript has 22 exons. The record is from RefSeq and is a predicted model, not a curated record. Bases 1 to 2649 code for a protein of 882 amino acids. Gene Ontology annotation, molecular function: 1-phosphatidylinositol-3-kinase activity.